AUGGGUAUAUGUGGAGGUUAAGGGAAGAAAAUCUCUAAGCUAACUCUUGAAUAAACUAAGGAUUAAACAGGAACAACUUCAAAUAAUGAGAACCUAGGAUCCUCAAAAUAAUCGAGAUUCGUUAAACAAUUUACAGAUUUCAAAGUUGAUCCAUCGAUAUUUGUUACAUUGAAGAAGGGAGAUCUAUUAAAUUCUUAUAAAAUAGAUUAGAUUUUAGGAGAAGGUAUCAAAAACUAAUAGUUUAUAAAGGAACUUAUGGUAAAGUAAGCCUAGUAACAUAAAAAGGAACAGGAAUUUAAAGAGCUAUGAAAUAAAUUCGAAAGGAUAAAAUAGUUAUUGAAUAGAAGGAUAGAUUGAUAUAAGAAGUGUCUAUACUCAAAGAAUUAGAUCAUCCAAAUAUUGUUAAUAUUUAUGAAUUAUAUGAAGAUGAAACUUUUUAUUAUAUUAUCACAGAGUAUGCUUUAUUAUUUCAAUAGAUUUUAAGAUAUUUGAGUGGAGGAGAGUUAUUUGAGAAAAUAAAUCAGAUAGAUCAUUUCAAUGAAACCAUAGCUGCAGGAUAUAUCAGAAAAAUUUUAGAAGCAGUUAAUUAUUGUCAUACUCGUAAUAUUGUUCAUAGGUAUGAGUAUAAAAAUUAUUAUAAUUAGAGAUUUAAAACCUGAAAAUAUUUUAUUUGAAUCUAAGAAAUCACAUUCUAGUUUAAAGAUUAUUGAUUUUGGAACAGCUAAGUAAAUUGCUGAUUCAAAUAAAUUGUCUCAAAGAAUAGGAACAGUAUAUAUAAUUAAUUAUCUUAUAAAGCCAUAUUAUAUUGCUCCUGAAGUAAUCAAUAAGCGUUAUGAUUAAAAAUGCGAUGUUUGGUCUUGUGGUGUUAUAUUAUAUAUUAUGCUAUGUGGUUAUCCUCCUUUUAAUGGAUAAAAUUAAUAAGAAUUAUAUUAAAGAAUAUAAAGUGGUAUUUUUUCAUUUGAUGGUAAAUAAAUGUUUAAAAAUUCAAAGAACCUGAAUGGGAAGACAUUUCUGAAGAUGCAAAAAACUUAAUUAAGAAAAUGUUGGUAACGGAUCCUGAAAUUAGGAUUUCUGCAUCUGAAGCUUUAUGUCAUGAAUGGAUGGUUAUUAAUCAAAAAGACAAGAAAAUUAACUCAAAAUCUUUAGAAAAAUUAGCUAAAUUUCAUGUAAAUUUAAUUUUUUUACAUAAGAGCUAAAGUAAAUUAAAAGCAGCUAUAAUGUAACUUAUUACAACAUAGAUUAUGUCUAAUACAGAAAAAAAGAAAAUUUAAACUUAAUUUAAAAAGAUAGAUGUUAACAAAGAUGGUACAUUGAGUAGAGAAGAACUUCUUAAAUGUUAUAGAGAAAUAUAUGAUGAUGAAAUGAAAUGUUAAGAUAUAGUUGAAAAUCUAUUUUAAUAAGCUGAUGUUAAUGGAUCUAAUUAAAUUGAUUACACUGAAUUCAUAGUUGCCUUUGCAAAAAAAGAAUAAUUGAUGGCUUAGAAUAAAUUAGAAAAAGCAUUUAGACUUUUUGAUAAAGAUGGAAAUGGAUACAUAAGUAAAUAAGAAUUAUAAGAAAUAAUGGGAGGAGCUUAAUUAAGUGAAGGUGAAUGGAAUAAUGUAUUUAAUGAAUUAGAUCUAAAUGGAGAUGGGAUUGUAAACUUUUAAGAAUUUACAGAAAUGCUCAUCAAAAAUGCUAAUGAAUAAGAUUGA
Molecule: messenger RNA, 1691 nt
Organism: Paramecium pentaurelia
Lineage: Eukaryota; Ciliophora; Oligohymenophorea; Peniculida; Parameciidae
Source: the annotation of a GenBank genome assembly